Molecule: messenger RNA, 489 nt
Organism: Mitosporidium daphniae
Lineage: Eukaryota; Fungi; Microsporidia
Exons: 3
Coding region: 1-489 (162 amino acids)
Source: RefSeq, a predicted model, not a curated record
AUGAUUUCUAAGAUUAUUCUUUUGCUUGGGCUUAUUUUUUUCAUCUCCAGCUCCAUCUUUGUGAGGGGUCGUCCUUGUGAGCCAAAAUCAGCUUAUAAGAAGGUGUUUGAAGGUUGUGAGAAGCCCUGCGGCGAUAUAGAUAUUGUGCUCAAGUUCGUUAAAAAUAAUUGCAAUGAAAAAAAAGACGUCAAUAAAAAGAAAGGGCAGAAAUUUGACACAGUUGAAGAAUAUUUAGACAAGUUUAAUUCCCACGGUAGCAGCACUCAAGGCAGCACAAAUCAUGAUCUAUCAGGAAAUCCCAUUGGCUCUGGAACAUGCCCAUGUAUGGGUUCUGACAUCCCGAUAUGUGGAAAAAAUGAGUCGAAAACUGUAUGUCUUGGGAUUGGCCCUGAUGGCGAAAUCCAGCUUCCCAAGCCCUAUGAGGAGAUGGUGGCCGUUGUAAGCAUAAAGUGCACAAGCGACGGCAUGGCGGCUGGUCGGGUUCAGUAG